GCACGAGCAUGUCUCCUAUUUUUAAAAGUGUAAGUAAACAUAUUAAUGUAUUUAGGAAUGAUUUUUUAUUCUGCCUGCUUCGAACUUAAUCUUGUUUCAUUUAAAAGAUGCUCAGAUUUUGUCAAAUCAGGAUCCAGGUGUGAGAGAUUCAGAAACUGUGAUUUCAUUGAACACAAACUGGAAUGCUGUGAAUUUUCAGCAGGAAGAAUUUCGGCCAUUGACACCUUCAUCUGACACAGAUUCACAGAGUUCGGUCACAGCUGACUUCAACCAGACUUUAUUACAGGGAAUCCGUUGUAUGACCCCACCAUACAGUCCCCACAGUGAGGCGCUCCAGGGGUCCGGCAGUCCCGCCCAUGAGCCCAGAUGUCAUGCUAUCAGUGUAAUCCGCCACACCUCAGAUGCACUUCCCUCCACAAACACCUUCAGUCCUGCUGAAACAUCAGACAUCACGUGUUCAUCUGCUAACGAGCACACUCAUUUAAACAGCCCCUGCUGUCCGUCCGACUCAAAACUUACAAACCCAAAGCGUCUCAGUUCUGAAGCACCGUCAGCUCUCCGGCCGGUGUCUGAAAGCGUGCCAUCAAUCUCCGUGUUCCAGAUAAAUCCACUGACACUCCGCUCUUUGGUUUCCGUCCCUCCGCAGCCUGUUUGCCAACCGUCUGUGGUUUUUGUGCCCGAAGGUUCAGUGAUGGUCGUGGUGCCAAAGUCGGUCGCCCCUAAACAAAUGUUCACAUCACCUUCAUCUGGUUUGAGGUUUACUGCCAUCUCUCCGGCUCCAGGCCGCAGCUCAUCUUCAAACGUCUCAAAAGCAUCUCCGUCACGGCCUCGAGACCACGUCUGCGCUCACCCGGACUGUGGGAAAACAUACUUCAAAAGCUCUCACCUAAAAGCGCACCUGAGAACCCAUACAGGUGAGAAGCCGUUUCGGUGCAGCUGGGAUGGUUGUCCGAGACGUUUCGCCAGAUCUGAUGAACUCACACGCCACUGGCGCACGCACACGGGAGAGAAGCGUUUCGCCUGUCCCGUCUGCCACAGUCGCUUCAUGCGCAGCGACCACCUGGCCAAACACGCCAAUCGCCAUCUCACCACCUGGAGAACACCCGUGUGGCUGAAGGAGAUCAGACGUCUUAACAUCACCGCUGUCUGUCGUACUCUGCAACCUUUGGCCCCCAAGACUCCGAGUUGACGCAGAUGGAUCUUGAACAGAACAUUCCAGAAGGACAUUCAUACAGCAUGAGUUGGAUGGAUCACAGCAGAAUAAAAGAGAACAUGGGGGACUUAAGACUUUUUUUUUUUUAAAUGAACUGCUUUCAAUGUGAAACACAUUUUUCAAUUUGAACUGUUUUCAACUUGACAUGCAAAACUUAAAAACGGACAAGACAUAACCCAAUGACAAAUGUAGGCCUAUGUUUACUUUAAAGAGUACAUAACUAGGGAUUUUUAAGGUCCUACUUUGGUUUAUGGAGCGUCCAACAACAAGUUUAUGUGCAUAGAAGGUGUAAAAACACUUUCGUAAUAAUAGGCAGUUAUUCUUACCUUACUUCUUGACUGACUCUCAAAUGAUUUGUUCGGGCGAUUCAUCCGUCUAAUCCCCUCCUCUCCGCUAGCCUAGUCUGAUGUGAUUGGUCAGAUGGUCUAGUCUGAUGUGAUUGGUCAGAUGGUCUAGUCUGCUGUGAUUGGUCUACCGUGAAUGAGGCUCACGAGCUACAGUGUUUGGGGGAGAAGAGUGAAGUUUUCGCAGGCAGUCCUAGCAAAACGUAUGCUGGGACUAUAUGUAGCGACGUAAAUCCGUGGUGGUUCGCGAAUCGGACUAGUGACGACUCGUUUGAGUGAUUCAUAGUCGACUCCCUUUUUUCCAAGCCGAUAACUUUGUUAUUCAUUCACCUUUGGAUUUACAACUUGGCAGAAUGCUUACUUUCAAACACGGCAAUAUUACACACAGCAUGAAAUGUCAUUUUCAUGAUCUCAUGUUAUGUACUCUUUACGAACACAUUUGGACUGACAUCUCAAGCUAUUGAAACAUGUAUAAUAAGAUCACGUGGUUUAAAGCUGAAGAUUAAAUGAGGUAUAAUUUAUGGCUUUCUUGUACCUCAGUGGUUACAGCAUGGCGCUAGCAACACCAAGGUCUUGGGUUCGAUCCCAGGGAUUGCACACACAGACUGUAUAGUAAUGCAAUGGAAGUCGUUUUGGAUAAAAGCGUCUGCCAAAUGCAUUUAUGUAAAUGUAGGUAUAAAUGAUGAUGUCAUUUUUGGGGUGUACUUUCCCUUAAAUUCUUAUAACCAAUUAUUGACAAUACGCAGAGGUGUCAAACAGUUUUGUAUCUUGUAGAACACAUCGUCAGAUAAAUUUCUAAUGCUACUCAAAGCUAAUGGUUUCUCAAGAUU
Molecule: messenger RNA, 2387 nt
Organism: Triplophysa rosa
Lineage: Eukaryota; Metazoa; Chordata; Actinopteri; Cypriniformes; Nemacheilidae
Gene: klf10
Product: Kruppel like factor 10
Exons: 4
Coding region: 299-1189 (296 amino acids)
Biological process (GO): regulation of transcription by RNA polymerase II
Molecular function (GO): DNA-binding transcription factor activity, RNA polymerase II-specific; RNA polymerase II cis-regulatory region sequence-specific DNA binding
Source: RefSeq, a predicted model, not a curated record